GUUCUCGCCUCCAGCCUGAGUGGAUUAUACUCCACCUUACCCAAGAGGCUGGUUCCUCGGUACGAUUUGUGUCCCACCGAUUUGGAUUCUCCAGGCGGCCCUGUCACCAUGAAAACACCCGCAUAUCUAGCUCCUAAUUCCUCAGCUCCGUGCGUUGUGGAGCUCCCAGUUGGUGGAGCAGCUUGGCAUCAGUUAUCCGAAGCGGAGUGGAGCCAAUCGACAGAUCUGCGCCGGAUUCUUCAUACGCUAGAUUUUUGUAAUCUAGUCGUCAAGAUAGCUCACCCAAACAUCCGGGAUCAAUUGCUAUACUUCAUCAGUUCCGCUUUUCUCGUCCCCGUCCUCGGUUCGGCUCUGCACCAAAGUGCGUUAAAUGAAGUUGUCGCUGCUACGGCCUAUCUCGAGCUGUUCCUACGCCGUCUUACGGAGCCGUUGUUAAUCAAAUUGUUUCUGCGCUUCAUCAUGACCGGCAGUCACGACUCUUCUCUCAUCAUCACUUCACUGAUCAACCGAUUGAACGCGAACGCCACUGUGGUAACUGAUGUGAUGUACCAACUUGGCAUGGUCACUUUGUCGUUGUUUCGGACAAUUUUGAGCUUUCAUUGCGAAGAUGUGAUGUACGAUCUGAUAUUCAGGCAUUUAGAGCACUUGCAUCACCUGGAAUGCACGCGAUUACCAACCUCAUCGGUGGACCGGCAUCUUCGACCUGGACGUACACGAUGGCCAACUCCCGCUCCACGAAAACCAUCCACCCCUUCUGCCCACCCACCUUUGAGCAAUCUGGCCGUUGAUUUGGUUAGAUCUGGUGACCGCUUUCUUGGGCUUGCUAGUGCAUCCGCACCUGACACAGAACCCUGUCACACGGUAUCUAAAGAGUGCUCCCAUUGUAUUCGAACGGCGGAAGAUAAGAGUAGCUCAAAUUCGGUUAUGAUUAAUAACAAGUUUGUGGCUAUGGCGCAACGGCCGUCCGAUGAAACUACAGCCUCCAGCUCUUUCAUCUGUUCACAAGCGGAUCACUGUUCUUGCAAAUCCUCCCACAUUCUCCCCGAAUCUCCUAAUAUUUUUCUAUACUUGAAGAGUGCGGAACGUAGGAUACAAAGACGACGCUCUGCUUGUCGUUUUUGGAGUUCUGAAUAUUUCCCCCUAACUAGUUCCUGUGAUCCACCGUUUCUAUUUGGCCGUACAGAUGAAGGUCCUCUUAGCUGCGGAGAGGAGAUUUACGGCAUGCUAUUGGAUGUCGCGAAGCAUGCAGCGGAGUUCUCUAGCCCAACUCCCAAACUCGAAGCCACCGAUGUCUACCAGCCUGCACCAUUGUCGCUAAGUUCCCGGACUCAAUCCUCAUCUUUGUACCAGCUUAAUUUUAUCCAGGAUUUAUCGGACGAGGAGUCUGAGUGUUCAGACGCUGUCGCUUCUUCAGUCGCCAUUCCUAUCGCCUCGCCCACGACUUCACUUAGUCGCCCCACUGGUUCACCUGAUCCUCGCGCUGCUACUGACUCUCUAAGUAGACAGACACCAGACUCCUCUUCUUACUCCGGAGAGAAGUGCACAUGCACUCUGCAAGUGUCCAAAUUCAAUUCUUCCUUUAACGCGUCUUCUGUCACCGUCAUACCACAAUGUGAGACCGAUGAAUUCCGCGCAUUUCUGACACUCCUGGAUGGAGUUCAGUCACCUUGGAAGUGUUCUAAGCACUAUGAUUAUCUACCCUCUAGUACUACCUGGCCGCCCUUCGGGGAAGUCUUUUUCGAGGAACUGGAUUCCCUAUAUGCUCGUCUCUUCUCUGCGCCAGUCAGCAAAGCUACGCCACUGGUGGACAAGUCCCAAAGAACCGACUGCGUUCAGCCCUCCACACCCGUGUGGACACCACAACCACCCCUAUCGACAUCUCAUUCACAUCCCAUCCAUCGGGGAUCCAUCAAACGUACCAAUCCCUAUUUGCCUAUUGCCGGUGGCAUUGGUCCUUUUUUAUCCAUCAUAUUGAAUCGGUUGUCGACUUUGCACACGAAUUGUCUGUUCACUAAUCUGCUACUGACAGACCUGAUUGCCUCCUUGGCCGCCUACUCCUGCCCAUUGCUAUAUACGUUUUUGCUCAAUUCAGUGGGUCUAUGUUUGAGGUCAAAUGUGAAUUCGCUUUUCAAGGUUCUUCGUCAAGUGAAAAGCCAGCUCACUGCUAGUGCCGCCUCCGUGGAGUCAUGGCACUCACUGGUUUAUCGCGCUCGUUUGUAUCUUCACAGCGGACUUCUCUACUCCACAGACACUGUGGUUGAUCCCCGAUUCUACACCAUGGACGGUCAGGAAGCUUCCCUCUCUCCUUCGCUCUUGGCUUGCUCAUCUCCGCGCAAUUCAUCUAGGGGAAGUCCCUCCGGUUACCAAAGUAUCAUGAGACCUUUGCACGAAGUUCGCACUGUUUGGUUACCUUUAACUGGUGAGUCAAUACAACAAGGUGAUGCGGAUGGGCUUCAAAACAGAACAUCGACCUCACCUUCUUCAUCCGAAUCUCGAAAGCCUUGUACAAGAUCGUCUAUUGGCGAUUCUCCUGCAAUCCCCCUGUUCCCUGUACAGUUAUCGAUGCGCCGUGACUCAAGCCAGUCCACUCGCCGUUCCUCUUUGACCCCCUCUUCUUCCCUUCUUCCGACCCCCUUUUGGAAUAUUUCUGUUAAUCUUAAGCGCACACCUCCCGCUUCCAAACAGACGUCUCCACUGAGAUCCCAAAGUUCGCGACCUUUGUCAGCUGUCCGCAAGCGCUUCUUUAGACAUGCGGAUCAGUUAGUCCAUCGAUCAACCAGUUCUGACCGCGACGAUCGUGAUCCUGCGCAAUCGGAUCUGAAUACUCGGACUAGGAAUUUAGUGUUCGGAGCCAUCAUAUUUGACGAGUUUUGCACUGAAUUGGCCGCAUUGUCUUACCUUCACAGCAUGCAUGCCGAAGUGUUCAGUGCUUUCCCUUCUUCCACAGAGAGCUAUGGCUCCAAAGGAUAGAUUCUAACAGUUUUGUACAUCAGCCGCUAUUUUUUGACACCUGUGUUCCCAUAUAACGAUAAGAUUCACUUCACUGAGUUGUUUCUUCCUCGUCCACACAGAUUCCUUCAAUUUCCACUUUGGCUUAUAACAGUGCUUCCACAUUCUUAGUUGUGCAAGUCGAUCAAUCCCAGUUUUCAUGAGAGAUCCAUUUCCGGAUUGAUUAUUUUCUUCGGUUCAUUGCUUUCAGAUAUUUCUCACCUUCCUGUGUAUUUCUAUUUAUUGCUUUACUGAUUGAAUUGGGUUUCUUACACCUUGCCACUUGUUUGUAGUCAUAUUUCACACUGGCCGCACUUCGUGGGAAGAACAG
Dicrocoelium dendriticum is the source of this 3319-nucleotide messenger RNA. NCBI's taxonomy places the organism in Eukaryota, Metazoa, Platyhelminthes, Trematoda, Plagiorchiida, Dicrocoeliidae. The record is from the annotation of a GenBank genome assembly.